This is a messenger RNA of Owenia fusiformis, 1367 nucleotides long. The record is from the annotation of a GenBank genome assembly. NCBI's taxonomy places the organism in Eukaryota, Metazoa, Annelida, Polychaeta, Sabellida, Oweniidae.
AAACCUGUCAAUAACUGCAGGCACUAUCUCGAUGGCCAUAGUGUUUAAAAGGGAUUCAUCGCUCAACUGGUGACAGAACUCAGGAUCUCAGGAAAACAACAAUGAAUGUUUUAACAUUUAAAUAUCUAUUACUCCUCAUUGGACUGCUUGGAGCACAUGCUCGGUCUUCCCUAAGUGAAAGUGCGAGUGAAGAAGAGGGAUCUGGUGAAGGUGAAAAUGGAAUAGAUGAUAAUGGAAUAAAAGAUGCUGAUGAUGAACUCGAAAAAAUGCCAGAGGAAAGAGAAAAACCUGAUAAAGAAGCUAAAGGUGUGCUAAUUGAGGGAGACGUAUUAGUAUCAGACAGCAAGGUGAGGAAUGCUGCAGUCGCUCCAAAGUUGUGGCCUGGUGGUAUCGUAUAUUACAAAAUUGAUAACACAAAGUUCUCAAGUGCAGUUGUUGACAAUAUCACACUGGCUAUGAGUCAAAUAAGUUCUAAAACACUGAGGUGUAUAAAGUUUCAAGAAAGGACAGUGCAGAGAAAUUACAUCAAUUUCGUCAAAGAUGAUGGAUGCUUCUCAGAAAUAGGAAUGAAAGGAUUGGAUCAGGAAUUAUCACUUGGAACAGGCUGUAAUCAGGUUGGUACAAUGAUGCAUGAAAUACUCCACGCUAUUGGGGUGUCUCAUCAACACACCAGAAACGAUAGAGAUGACUAUGUUAAAGUUAAUUGGAGCCAGAUUAAAGCAUCAGUGAAAGUCAACUUCGAGAAGAGGGACAAUGACAAUGAUACUAAUGUUCCUUACUGCUUCAACAGCAUAAUGCAUUAUGGCAACUUUGCGUUCACUUCAAGAAAAGACGUUAAAACAUUAACUUCAAAGACAAAGCCUUCAAUGACAUUUGGUCAAAGGGUGAAGUUAGAGAAUUGUGAUAUUAUGUAUCUAAAGAAGUUGUACCAAUGCGGCAGAGGAGGAUCAGGUAUACCCAUCGGGACCAGUUCAAGAUCAUCUUAUUCAAGACCUUCCUCAACAAUUCCCAGAUCAAGACCAUCUGGCUCAAGCCCUAGAAAAACUGCUUUUGCUGGAGAAAAAUAGACAAUCAUCCCAGGCCUCUGACAAAUGUGACCAUACUGAUUUUACGUGUAUUCUUAUACAUCAGAUCUUUUACAAUAAUCAUAUUAACAUUGCAGACCAAUGUAGUUUUCCUAUUUGUAUUUUACACAUAUCUAACAUCAUUCUUUAAGCUUUCAGCUGUCAUCUUGAUAAUUUCUUCUCAAGCAGAUUUCGUUGUCCCUAAACAUCAGCAUAUAAAGUUUGAUCCAAAUCCAUCCACUGGUAUUUGAGUUAAAAAGAUUACCUUUUUCCAAAAGGUGGCAGCCAUAUUAAACAGUGACC